Molecule: messenger RNA, 2159 nt
Organism: Micropterus dolomieu (smallmouth bass)
Lineage: Eukaryota; Metazoa; Chordata; Actinopteri; Centrarchiformes; Centrarchidae
Product: OTU domain-containing protein 1
Exons: 1
Coding region: 174-1598 (474 amino acids)
Biological process (GO): protein deubiquitination
Molecular function (GO): cysteine-type deubiquitinase activity
Source: RefSeq, a predicted model, not a curated record
UGUCCUGUAUCAGUUUGAAGUCUAAAAUUAGGGAGGCACCCCAACAGCAAAUGACGGAAGAGGGCUAAACUGGACAGUCUACUCGUCUCUGCGUGUCAAUGGUAACACGACUCAGGCCAUGGAAACGUUCCCUACAACUUUACUGUUGUUGAUGACAUAGACGUUAUUUUUAGAUGUUGUCAUCUUUCUGUAACAGCACGGCUGCGUCGUUCAGUAUAAAGGACUCUCUCAAAAUGCAGUUGUACAACAGUGCGCUGACACACUACCCGAAGUCGUCUCGCAAAGUUACAAUAACUUUAUCGGCCGGGUCUGAGCGUUUGAACGGGACGACGCCAAGUCCCUCUGAGGCUGAGAAACCAGGAUUUACACACCCAGGCGCUUCAGCGACCAACGGGGAUCCAGUGAGAGAGGCUGCUUCUUCCGCAAACAUGCCUGCUUUUUCAUGUUAUGAAGCUUCGUCUAUGAGGCCCGUCUACUUCACAUCGACUGCUGAAAUACUAAUCCGGAGACCUGAUGGAGUGGAGAGGUCUGUACCUGUCCAUAUCAUGCGGGAGUCCAAGACCAAACCACGCUCUCCUGACUCACAUAAUGGUGGAAGUAUCCUCUGUAAUGACUGUGACUCUGAUGUGAUUGUGGACUUGAUAGAUCAUCUAAGAAAUGGGCCAGAUGAGCUUUUUCCUGACUGCCCAGAGCUGGUUGGAAAUCACCUUUUCAACAGGAGCAACAUAUGUAGACCCAGGAUAGAAGGAAAGAAGAGGACGGCUGAAAGUUCAUGUGAAGUAGAUACAGUUUCAGUGACUAAUGCCCCCUUCAGAAGCAACGGAUGGGCCUCCUUACAUGAAGAGGAGCUAGUUCCCUCCAGGGCAGCUCAGCCUGAAGCCCUCAUAAAGGGCGAUUUCAGUGAUCAGAGUAGUGGCAAAGCUGCUCCAGCAUCAAAUGAGAGACGGGCCUUUGAGCUCAGUGUUCUCCAGGAGCCGCCUCCACAGAGACGCCAAGAGAGAGAGGAUGUCAACGAUAAAGUCACACGGUACUUGGCUGAAGUUGAGAAACAAAACCGGUACCUCCAGGAGAGGCAUAAAUAUAGGUACCACAUCAUUCCAGACGGCAACUGUCUGUACAGAGCUGUGUGCAAAGCCACAUACGGGGACCAGACGAGGCACGGGGAGCUAAGGGAGCAGACGGUGCACCACAUCGCCGACCACUUGGACGAGUUCAACCCCAUCAUUGAAGGGGAUGUAGGGGAGUUCCUGAUCAACGCGGCGCAGGACGGUGCCUGGGCGGGGUACCCUGAGCUUCUCGCCAUGAGCCAAAUGCUUAAUGUCAACAUCCACCUAACAACAGGGGGUAGCUUGGAGAGCCCCACUGUCUCCACCAUGGUGCACUAUCUCGGGGAGGAGGAUGCUUCCAAACCAGCUAUCUGGCUGAGUUGGCUCAGCAAUGGUCACUACGACGUCCUUACAGACAAGAGUCUCCCCAACCCAGAGUACGAGGACUGGUGCAGACACUCACAGAUGCAAAGGCAGCGAGACGAGGAACUGGCAAAGUCGAUGGCGGCCUCGUUAUCUAAAAUGUACAUUGAGCAAAAUGGAUGUGCAUAAAAGUAAAAACUGUUUGUUGAGAGUUAAGAACCUCUCAUUCUGCUUGGUUUUCUACAUGCUUGAAAUUAUUUUUAUAAGAUUUAUACAGUGAAAGAAAGGUAGUGCAGUGCACAUACUUUGUUUUUUGUAUAUGCCAGCAUUGCCAAAUUAGUGGCAGUGGUCUCUGAAAGUGUUUGAAAGAGUGUGAGCCGGUUCUUCUUGUUAGUUUGGGUUAUGUUGACAUGACUGAAAAUCGUCACUGCUGUUCAAUUACAGUACAUGGAAAUGCUUUUAGGUAUGCAGUAUUUAUUUGCCUUUUAUUGUCAGACCAGUGCUUUUUCUAUAAUGUCUGUGCUUUGUAUGCCAUUUCCUAUUACAGAGAAACUUGGUUUGCCAUUUUCCACUAUAGCUGCAUUGUUUGAUAACUGUAUAGCAACUCUCUUUUGCACAAAGGUCCUAUCAGACAAGUCCAGAGAGUCUGAUUUGUGACUGUGAGAACAAUCCAAUGGUUCUUUUUUCUAUUAUUCCAUCUCUUUUUAGGCUUUUGACAAAAUAUUUCAAAAUAAAGUUUUUGAGAAACCA